CAGUAAAAUGUGAUAUACGGAGGUUCUUGAUUUAUUUUUAUUUUUAUUUAUUUUUUAUAAUGAAAUCAUAGUUUACUGUAAAAUGGGCGCAAACCUAAAAGCGGAGGAAGUGUUGUAUUUAAAUAACAUCGAUGAUUUAAUUUUUGAAGAGGAAUGCAAUGAAGAAAAAAUAUCAGAAAACGAGUUUACUAAAAAUGUAAAAACAGAACUGUGUUCCAUCGAAGAUUCAAGGUUCAAGUCGGAGUACGAGCAGUACGAGAAUAAAUAUCAAAUAAAUCACGAAGUUUUAAAAAGUGAAUCAGAUGAAGAAUCGCGAAAACCAAAAGUUAUUGAGAAAAAUGUUUUAAAACUUAAGGGGGCUAGGCGCAAACGCACACGUCGUGCCAUAUACGCGUGCAAAGAGUGUAACUACAGAGGAGCUUCCGAAUCAAAUUUUGAGAGACAUAAACUGAUACAUGCAGACCCAGACAAAGUAAAGUGGUAUCAUUGCCCUGUAUGUCAUUACAAAACUAAAUAUGAUUAUACAUUGAAAAAUCAUGAAAUUAUUCAUAAAAAAUCUGAGGAAUUGACAUACUUUAAUUGCCAAUUUUGUUCUUACAAAGCAAUUAGAAAAACAACUUUAAAGAAUCACAUACGCAAUCGUCACAUCCUUGUUAACCAUUACUACUUUUGCGCCCAAUGCAAUUAUAGAACCAAUUGCAAGGAUCGUCUGAAAACACAUAUUUUCGGUACUCACUCCCAGAAGCUCUUUAAUUGUGCAAAAUGUAACUUCAUUACUAAUUCUGUACGUAACUUAACUGGUCAUAUGCAGAGAAUUCAUAUGAACAGUAGCUCAAAUUUUUGUAGUCUGUGUGAUUUUGAGGGCAAAACCCCAAGAGACGUGAAAAGGCAUGCGGAUCGCAUGCAUUACAAAUCUCAGCAAAAAUUAUUCAGCUGUCCACAGUGCCCCUUUCAGUCUAUUUACAAACACAAUGUUCAAAAGCAUCAAAUACACAUGCACGAAAAUUCAAAAGAUGUAGAAAAGUUUAUUUGCGGGCAUUGUAUGCGGGAGUUUCGCUACAAGUGUCAGCUGAAGGCGCAUAUAUUAAGGAAACAUGUGCACUUCACUAAAGAUGAUUACACCAAGUGCCCACUUUGCCCUUAUAAGUGCAAGGUUCCUUUUGCAUUGAAGCGACAUACUGAAUUAAAACACAAAAAGAUUAAAUUGAAGUGCGAGAAGUGCAAUUUUGAAACAUCAAGGAAAAUUUCAAUGACUGCGCAUGUGAAAACUCACAAUUUGGAUGCAGAUGUUUAUUUGUGCAAUGAAUGCCCAUAUAGGGCGACCUCUGUGUCUUCCUUCAAAUACCACAUGGAGAAAUUUCAUGAUAUAACGGUGGGGCAUAAAAAUGCUUGCCAAUUUCUAACAAAUGGUGCUGAAUCUAGUUAAUGGUGCUAAAAUAUGAUUUUUUUUAUUAAUGUGCAAUGAUUUCAAUUUUUUUUAUACUUGCAGAGAUCAUCUGUUUUUACAUGUUUUCUCAUGUAGCCCUUAGUUUAAAUUAAAGGUUUAAAACCUCAAAAAUGAACUGUCAUCUCGAUCUGUUUUGCAAAAUGCUUUUACCGAAGGUGUACUUUUUCUACGACCGUCAGAAAAUGUACCCAAAAACUAACGGUCGUAGAAAAAGUAUAGUAUGCAACAUGUUCGGUAAACUUUUUAACUCACUUGUUGACUCGCUCCGCUGAUGUCAAAUAAACUCGUGAGUCAAAUGCCGUUUAUGACACUUGUUGCAUAAUAUACUAUUGAUUGUUAUUGGCUCCAAAUUCCUGAGACAUUUUUAAACAAACUAUAUUAACAAUACCACCAUUAACAAAAUAUCUAUAUAUUUUCAAUUUUUGCAACACUGACAACUCACAACAGCAUCCCCAUCAAGGUUUUGAAAGGUCCAGCAAUUCAUUUUACAGGUUAUAAGUCCUUCCAUUGUUUAAGAUACUUUUUAAGUAAUAUAGUUAUUUUGUAUU
Cylas formicarius (sweet potato weevil) is the source of this 1995-nucleotide messenger RNA. RefSeq names its product zinc finger autosomal protein-like. Gene Ontology annotation, cellular component: nucleus. Gene Ontology annotation, biological process: regulation of gene expression. The transcript has 2 exons. The coding region runs from base 83 to 1426 and encodes 447 amino acids. Lineage: Eukaryota; Metazoa; Arthropoda; Insecta; Coleoptera; Brentidae. The record is from RefSeq and is a predicted model, not a curated record.